Messenger RNA from Diabrotica virgifera virgifera (western corn rootworm), 668 nucleotides. RefSeq lists its product as uncharacterized. Gene Ontology annotation, biological process: sensory perception of smell. Gene Ontology annotation, molecular function: odorant binding. The record is from RefSeq and is a predicted model, not a curated record. NCBI's taxonomy places the organism in Eukaryota, Metazoa, Arthropoda, Insecta, Coleoptera, Chrysomelidae. The coding region runs from base 80 to 544 and encodes 154 amino acids. The transcript is spliced from 2 exons.
UGAGCUUAAAAAUGAUUACCAUUUUUUAAUACAAUUGAUAUAGUUGUUUCAAUUAGUAUUAAACAUAAUAUGGUUAGAUAUGUGGGCAUUAAAAAUACUCGUAGCUGUUCUUCUGCUUUUUAUCAUGGACAGCUCCACAGAAGCCUCAUUCAUCGGAGACAAAAUCCGGCAAACUACCAACAUAUUACUGGGGAACUGUCGCUCUAAAACCGGCGCAACGAAGGAGGAUUUCGAAACUUUAAGAGAGAGAAAAAUCCCAACUACUAAAACAGGUCUUUGCCUCAUGGACUGCCUAUUUGAAGGAGCAGGUAUCAUGGAAAACGGAAAGUUCGUCAGGUCUGGAAUGGUGACUUCUCUUACAAAAGCAAUGAAAGGCGAUGAAGCAAAGAUAGCGAAGUUAAAUGAACUGGGGAAGGUUUGUGAGAAAGAAUUAGAUAAUAAACAAUUGCCUGAAUGUCAAAUUGGGAAGAAGAUCCUCGAGUGCUUGGCUAGAAACGGAGAAAAGUAUGGUUUGGAGUUUGUUAAUCCUAAAACAGAUAAAUAAAGAGAGAUAGAAUAUAUCUAUAAGUAUAUUGUAAAUCUUUUAUUGUGCUGCUUUGUAUUAUAACAAAAACUUUCGAUUAUAAAGAUAAAGUAAUUAAAUAUUAAUCCACUGCUUACCUCUGUAA